AUGAACAAUGAGAGAGAAGACCAAGAACCGGCAGCCGCCACGACCUCAGAUUGGCUCGAUGAGUCCAUCGCCUUCCUAGCUGCCAACCUCGACCUCGGCUUUAACGACUAUGGCUGGCUGUCGGCAUCGGAAGCACAGGAGCAGCACGACGUCGGCAGCAUGAUCGUGGAGACGCUACCACCUACUGCUACAACCCUGCACCAUCCAAGCCUGAACCUUGAUACUAGCGUUGCGUCGUCGGCACCGAUGACCUCGCAGCAGGAGCUUGGGCAGCCCAAGAAACGCAAGUCUCCUGGACACAGCAGCAGCCAACGACCCCAUGUUGGCGGCGGCGGAAGAGGCGGCGAUCAGCAAGAAAAGGGGGAAGCGAGCUGCGUCAGGUCGAAGCCGAGCAAGAAGGGGAGUGGCAAGGGCACCGCAGCAAAUUCGGACAGGGAGGCGAGGUGGGCGGAGCAGCUGUUGAACCCGUGCGCGGCCGCCAUCGAAGCGGGCAACCUCCCGCGCACGCAGCACCUGCUGUACGUGCUCAGUGAGCUGGCCUCCUUCUCCGGCGAACCCAACCACCGCCUGGCCGCGCACGGGCUGCGCGCCCUCACGCGACGCCUCCCGCACGCCGUGGGCCAAGCGGCUGCGGCGACCGUGAAGAUGCCAUCUUGCGAGUGCCCGACGCCGGUGUUCUCCGGCGUCGACCCGCGCCUGUUCCGAGCCUCGCUCAUCAGGUUCAACGAGGUCAGCCCAUGGUUUGCCGUGCCGAACGCGCUCGCUAACUCCGCGAUCGCGCAGGCCAGGUCGACGAAGGGUGAGGUGACCGAGCCCCUCCAGGUUCACGUCGUGGACAUCGGUGUCUCGCACGGCGUCCAAUGGCCGACGCUGUUCGAGGCGCUCACCCGCGUGCCCCGGGGCUCCACGCCGCCCUCCGUCCGCCUCACGGUCGCCGGCCCCACGGCCACACCACCCGUGCCCUUCUCCGCAUCACCUCCAGGCUACGACUGCUCACCGCAGCUACUCCGGUACGCCAAGUCCAUCGACCUGGACCUCGGCAUCGUCCAAGCGCCAUGUUUGGACACCUUGCACGGCACUCUCACCCCCGGCGAGACCCUCAUCGUCUGCCUCCAGUUCCGGCUCGGCCUCGCCACCGCCGACGAGCAAGCAGCUAUACUCCGAACGGUCAGGGACCUCAACCCGGAGCUAAUGGUCCUCACUGAGCUGGACGGCGGCGGCGGCCACAGCGAUUACAGCGCAGACAGCGAGUUCGCGGCGAGGCUGGAGCUGCUUUGGAGAUUCCUUGACUCGACGGCGGCGGCGUUCAAGGGGAUGGAUGCGGAUGAGAGGCGGGUGAUGGAAGCGGAGGCCGGGACAGCAUUGGCGCCCACGGCGCGGAGGGGAGCGGCCGUGGGCGGGGGGAGGGAGUCGUGGCGGGCGCGUUUGGCCGCGGCGGGGUUCGAGGAAGCGGCGUUCGGGGGCGAGGCGGUGGAGACGGCGAAGGCGCUGCUGAGGAAGUACGAUGGCGGGUGGGAGCUGGUGCCGCCGUCGUUGUCCGCGGCGGCAGCGGUGGGGCUCCGGUGGAAGGGUCAACCCGUGUCGUUCUGCUCCCUGUGGCGGCCGGCGCAGGCCAGCCCAGAGCUGAUGGGGCGUGGCGCAUAA
Messenger RNA from Miscanthus lutarioriparius, 1644 nucleotides. Lineage: Eukaryota; Viridiplantae; Streptophyta; Magnoliopsida; Poales; Poaceae. The record is from the annotation of a GenBank genome assembly.